AUUAUCAGUUUAUGACUUCAUUUUAUAAUUUGCGCGAACUUUUGAUAAUUUUAUUUCAUUUUUGAAAAAUCGGGCAACUAUUUGAAUUUUUGAAACUAUGAAAAAUGCCAGUUUGUGUGAAAUGUAAAACUAAGAAAAGUCGUUUAGACUAUUUCAGUUUUCCAACUGACGCCGAGGUGAAGGAAAAAUGGUUGGAUUUUCUCAAAUCGGAUGGGCUUAGAUGGCGAAAGGAAUCAAAACUAUGCUCCAGACAUUUUACACCGGAUUGCAUUAUUACUGAGGCAGAUCAGAGAAUCUUGAAAGGUGGAUCUGUACCGACUCUUCAAGUUCAAAAAGAAACCAAACCAAUUCCGGCGAAAAGGUAUUCGAAGACGAAGAAAUGUAUCUUGUGUGGCAAUAACUCCCUUGAUCUCACGUAUUUUCCUAUUCCUAAAGAAGCGGCGAUGAAAGAAAAAUGGGAAAAAUUUUGCGAAUUCGAAUUUGGUGAAGGAAACUACAAUCUUUGUCACCUUCAUUUUAAACCGAAGUACGUUACAAUGGGAAAUAACGGUAAACGAAAACUAGCAUCGAAUGCCAUCCCAUCGAUAUAUUUUGACGACUAUCAAUUCGAGUUUAUACCUGUUGAUCGCAAUAAAACAAAUAACGAAGACAGCUCAAGUGAUGUAGAAUGCGUUACCAUCGAACCAUCUGACCACUCAUAUACUGCUCGAAAUCAAGACGAAGAUUCGAUCAUUUCGAUAGACUACGAAGAAUGUAAUACGUCUCCGAGAACGUCCGCUAUAAAUGAUAAAACAACUUCGAAUUCCAUUUCAAACGAUAUCGUCAACAUUUUCAUUCCAAGUUACGAAGAUCAAGUUGCGGACAACAAUAAUUCAACGAAUAACGAGUCUGCAUCGUCUUCAAACCAAACUGCCAAAAAAAAAUCCGUUGCGGUGUAUAGUCCGUCAGGAAGAAAAAAACGAAUGUACUACCCUGGUGAUCUAAGAGACGACGAUAUUAAUUCGCUCGAGGUGGCUAAAAUCAGUAUUCAAAAUUUUCGUAAAGUUAUCGAUAAGAAAAGUAAAACCAUCAAAGUUUUAAGUGUGAAAGUCAGAAGAUUACAAAAUAAAAACGCGUCUCUGAAGGAAACAAUACGUCAAUUACGAGCUGAAAAAGCUGCGAAAGAAGCUAAAGAAAAAGAAGACUUAUUUGAAGUGAAAGGGUGGUGGGAUUCUUAGCCUCACGCUUGUUUUAUAUGUAUUAUUUAAUUCGUUUUUUUAUACUCGUACUUCUGUAAAUAAUUCAUCAGAUGUGCCUAUUCUUAUGUGUGUUUUUCCAAGUUAAAUAAAUCUUUCGUUCCUCGCGUUCAUUUUCAA
Molecule: messenger RNA, 1355 nt
Organism: Planococcus citri (citrus mealybug)
Lineage: Eukaryota; Metazoa; Arthropoda; Insecta; Hemiptera; Pseudococcidae
Exons: 8
Coding region: 105-1217 (370 amino acids)
Molecular function (GO): sequence-specific DNA binding
Source: RefSeq, a predicted model, not a curated record